Molecule: messenger RNA, 2736 nt
Organism: Oryzias melastigma (Indian medaka)
Lineage: Eukaryota; Metazoa; Chordata; Actinopteri; Beloniformes; Adrianichthyidae
Gene: nr4a1
Product: nuclear receptor subfamily 4, group A, member 1
Exons: 7
Coding region: 150-1865 (571 amino acids)
Biological process (GO): regulation of transcription by RNA polymerase II; cellular response to corticotropin-releasing hormone stimulus
Cellular component (GO): nucleus; transcription regulator complex
Molecular function (GO): nuclear receptor activity; zinc ion binding; nuclear glucocorticoid receptor binding
Source: RefSeq, a predicted model, not a curated record
CUAGAGCCAGACGUAUAAAGAGGCGGGGAGGAGGAGAGAAGCUGGACGGAGAACCUGUCAGCUGGGAGACGCAGAACAUGACAGACGCUCGCUCGUAAAGUGUAGAAAUUUUACAAAAAGGCUUUAACGGACGAUACAGUCUUGCAGUCAUGACUUGCGUACACCCCCGACAUGGACGUCAGCCCAGUGAGAGCAGUUUCAGCAGCUCUGAGCUUCAGAACGCAGACUUCCUCUCCAGGCUGGCCGUUGACAUGAGCGGCUCCCUGGAGCACCACUCUACUCCGUCCCUGCCAAGCAUCAGCUCCUUGGUUGGCACACCUACGGGAUCUUUUGAUGCGUACUCGUGCCAGUUCACUACGGCUCCUGCCCAUGUACCUCCAGCGUCCGGCCAGGAAAGCCCUUUCAAGCUGGAUGAGCUCCAAGUUUAUGGGUGCUACCCUGGAACGUUCACUCUGAGUUACCCAGAUGAGGCUGUGUCUCCCAGCGGCUCGGAUUACUUUGGUAGCCCUGCAUCAGCCUCUUCUCCUUCGACUCCUGGGUUCCAGAGUCAGCACGUGUCUAACUGGGAUUCGGCUUUUGGGCCAUACUCCCCUGGUCAAGGAUACUGGAUGACUGAGGACACCUCAGGGCCACACACGCCAUCUUUCUUCAUGUUUGGCUCAGGUUCUAUGGAGGACAUGUCUCAUUUGGGCCAGGCACUUUUGCGAGAACAGGACCCCUUUGGUGCAAGUCAACCUCAUCCUUCUGCGAUGUCGUUUCCCGCUAUGGCGAUGGAACAGGCCCUUUGUCUCGACAGCGCCGAACAGCGGGAUGGAAGCCUGUCACCCAAGCUGAAAAGUGGAAGUGAGGGCGGCUGCGCUGUUUGCGGAGACAAUGCCUCCUGUCAGCACUACGGGGUUCGCACCUGCGAGGGAUGCAAGGGCUUUUUCAAGCGCACGGUUCAGAAAAAUUCCAAGUAUGUCUGCCUUGCCAACAAAGAUUGUCCUGUGGACAAGAGGAGGAGAAAUCGGUGCCAGUUCUGUCGCUUCCAGAAGUGUCUGGCAGUUGGAAUGGUUCGGGAAGUUGUUAGAACGGAUAGCCUGAAAGGACGGAGAGGCCGCUUACCAUCAAAGCCUAAAGGCGUCAAAGACGCCACACCCAUUGUAUCGCCAGUGAGCAUGAUUGCUUCGCUCGUCAGGGCCCACAUCGACUCAAACCCUGCUGUUGGAAAUCUGGAUUAUUCUAAGUACCUCGAGAAGGAAGUCAGCGCAAACCAGAAGGAGGACGAGAGUGACAUCAAGCAGUUCUACGACCUCCUCACUGCUUCUUUGGAGGUGAUCAGGAAGUGGGCGAAGGACAUCCCAGGUUUCUCUGACUUCUGCCUGGAGGAUCAGGAACUGCUGCUAGAAUCCGCAUUUGUUGAACUCUUUAUUCUGCGUCUUGCCUUUCGAUCCAAUCCCAAAAUGGAGAAGCUCAUCUUCUGCAAUGGCGCCGUGCUGCAUAAAACGCAGUGUAUCCGGGGCUUUGGGGAGUGGAUCGACUCCAUCCUGGAGUUUUCUCAAAGCCUCCAUCGCAUGAAGUUGGACGUCUCCUCCUUCUCCUGCCUUGCAGCCCUGAUCCUCAUCACAGAUCGACAUGGCCUUAAGGAGUCUAAACGGGUGGAGGAUUUGCAGAACCAGCUCAUUACCUGCCUGAAAGACCAUGUGACUAGCUGUGGUUCCGAGUCCUUGCGGCCCAAUUAUCUGUCAAGACUUCUCGGCAAGCUGCCCGAACUCAGGACUCUGUGCACACAAGGGUUCCAGCGCAUCUUUUACCUCAAACUAGAAGACCUGGUUCCUCCCCCACCAAUCGUGGAGAAGAUCUUCAUGGAAACCCUGCCCUUUUGAGCACCAGAUGCAAAGAUGACCAACUGUGAAAAAACAUCACUAGUUUAUCUCGAUGCCAAAGACGAUGGACCUGGUGCUCACACUGCACAAUGCCUGUAAAACUGCAAGAAGUUUAACAGAAUGAUAAUAAUAAUCCUUAGGGAUUCUGCAGCGUUAGGAGAGCACUUCUGAAUCACAAAGUGAGUGAAUAUUAAAAUACGCACCUAGAGCCACUGACGCUCUUCCUUCUUGACUUUCUGGGAAAGUGUGUCUUCAGAUGGAAAAAGACUGGGCAGCUCAUGGACCAAACAGUGAGUGUUUACAUGCAACAACGGGCAAAUUAUGGAAAUACCUCCCAUUGUUGCCAGAUCUGCAGCUCGAGUAUUGAAAAAGCCUUCAUCAAAGCUCUGUUUAAAGCAUUUUUUAAAACUUCCUCAUCGUUAACUGAGCUAAGGGCUGCACAGUAAUGCUUUUGUUGACAUCCGUAUCAUUAUCUCAACAAAUUCACAUUUCAUUUCAGUGUCCAUGAAAGUUAUGCACUGUCUAAAGUUUAUGUUACAAACAAAUACAAGGGACUUAAAGUGUUUAAGUAGUUUUUCAGCUAUGGUGGCAUAAAUUGCAUGUUUUCUUGGUGUCGUGCAGCCCUAAUGCAGUAGGUGAAACCUGCAGAAUUGAUCACUGGUAUCAUUCAUGUAUCAUGAAUUGUUUUUGAGCAGCUAACAUUCUGUUUAUCAUCCAGUCUUACACAAAGAUCCUGUUUGUAAGUGGUUUUUAAAGCUCCAGCUGAGCUGUAUUCUACAGUGUGGAGAAUUGUUGUUGUGGGGUUUUGUUUUUACAUACUGAGAUGAUAUUUUGCUGUAGUUCAAUGUGGAAUAAAACACAAAACUUUUUA